Tupaia belangeri chinensis (Chinese tree shrew) is the source of this 1256-nucleotide messenger RNA. RefSeq names its product citramalyl-CoA lyase (gene CLYBL). The record is from RefSeq and is a predicted model, not a curated record. Gene Ontology annotation, molecular function: (S)-citramalyl-CoA lyase activity. The transcript has 9 exons. Bases 1 to 1104 code for a protein of 367 amino acids. Lineage: Eukaryota; Metazoa; Chordata; Mammalia; Scandentia; Tupaiidae. Gene Ontology annotation, biological process: regulation of cobalamin catabolic process.
AUGUCGGUGGUGGUGGAGAUGGGGAAUGAGACUCAGAUAAGUCACUCCCCUGUCGUCUGCGUCUUCACAGUCCCUGGACUGUGCCCUCUCACCAGGCCACUAGAAGGCGAGGGUGAUAAGGACAUGGCAGUCGUGGAUGUCAGGAGAGUCUGUCUUGCAGCUGAUGCCUCCAGGCUUGCCUCCAGUUCCGCAUCCAGUCACAAGUACACUCCCCGGAGGGCGGUGCUCUACGUGCCUGGAAACGAUGAAAAGAAAAUUAGGAAGAUUCCAUCCUUGAAUGUGGAUUGUGCCGUGCUCGACUGUGAGGAUGGCGUGGCUGCCAACAGAAAGAGUGAAGCUCGGCUGCGAAUAGUAAAAACUCUUGAAGACUUUGAUCUGGGCUCAACUGAAAAGUGUGUGAGAAUCAACUCAGUGUCCAGCGGUCUGGCCGAAGAAGACCUGGAGGCCCUCCUGCAAUCCCAGGUCCUUCCUUCCAGCCUGAUGCUCCCAAAGGUCGAAAAUCCAGAGGAAAUCCGAUGGUUUUCAGACAGAUUCUCAUUCCACUUAAAAGGCCGAAAACUUGAGCAACCAGUGAAUUUAAUCCCUUUUGUGGAAACUGCAAUGGGUUUACUCAAUUUUCAGGCUGUGUGUGAGGAAACCUUGAAGGUCGGGCCUCAAGUCGGCCUAUUUCUUGAUGCAGUUGUUUUUGGAGGAGAAGACUUUCGGGCCAGCAUAGGUGCAACAAGUAGUAAAGACACGCAGGACCUUCUGUACGCCCGACAAAAGAUUGUUGUCACCGCGAAGGCCUUUGGGCUGCAAGCUAUCGACCUGGUGUACAUCGACUUCCGGGAUGGAGACGGUCUCCUUAGACAGUCCAGAGAAGGGGCCGCCAUGGGCUUCACGGGUAAACAGGUGAUCCACCCUAACCAAAUCGCCGUGGUCCAGGAGCAGUUUUCUCCGUCCCCUGAAAAAAUCAAGUGGGCCGAAGAACUGAUGGCUGCCUUUAAAGAACAUCAGCGAUUAGGAAAGGGAGCCUUUACUUUCCGAGAGAGUAUGAUCGACAUGCCAUUACUGAAGCAGGCCCAGAACAUUGUUACGCUUGCCACAUCCAUCAAGGAAAAAUGAUCUGUUAAAUGAAGCUCUCAUCAGGCUAAAGGGUAUUGAAGCGGCCGAGGAUCAACUUGUGCUUGCCAGAGGACGCCAACGAAGUUGGAAACACCAACAAUCAGAGAUUUUGUUUCUGUUCCUCAUUAAAUCAUGAGCUUUUGUGUCGGGGA